Messenger RNA from Dermacentor andersoni, 610 nucleotides. The record is from RefSeq and is a predicted model, not a curated record. Lineage: Eukaryota; Metazoa; Arthropoda; Arachnida; Ixodida; Ixodidae.
GUUGCUGAAUGGGACUGAACCGCUAAUUGUACGCUUGAGUAAUGAGGGACAAAUCAACCAUCCUAUAUGUUGGUGGUCUCUGAAGAAUGCAAAGCUGGAGGUGGGAUUUCAACAUAAUUUAACAUAUUUCCGAAAGGAUGCCCAGGGCCGAAGAAAGCGCGGAUCUUGGAAAGUACGACAGAGGCUGGCUGGAUGAAGAUGUGUCGGAAUUGUAUGUUGUACUCUUCUCAAGCCCAUACUGUUUUGUAAUGCGUACGCCACUGAAUUACACAGCUCCCCUCCCAUCGGUGGACAACGCUACGCAUAAGUUCCCAGAUAAUUCAAGAUGCCUUCUCUGGGUACCAAUAAAUACUUCAGGGACAACACUUCAAUCCUGUGAAGAAGGAUUCUUUGCACAAUGUAAUAACGUUGGGCUUUAUCCUUAUCGCUACAGGAAAAAAGUCUGUGAAAAUGAAGACAAGGAAUAAAUAUCUACAGUGUAAGGGCGGCGCGCUCUAAAUAUUGCAAGACUUCGUUCGUUUGGUGCGGCUUCAUUUUUGAAGCAAGUAAAACGACACACAGAACGGUUGAAUAAACCUUGAUUGCAUUUGCAAUCUUUUUUGUAGUUUUC